ACAUGUUCUCUUUCCUUCGAUGCUUCGCCCUCUCUGUUUCUCCCUCCCAUAGACAUCACUCCGAGACACCCUUAACCUUCUCUCCCCUGAGAUGUCCUCCAUCCCUCCUCUUAGAACCACCUCCAAAACCCUCACCCCCAGAGCCCAAAGAAUCCUCCACUCCCUCAACACCUGCACCUCCCCCUCCCAACUCCUCCAAAUCCAAGCUCAAAUCCUCCUCCACAACCUCCACCCCAACACCACCAUCGCCGCCUCCUUCAUCGACACCUGCCGCUCCCUCGGCCACCUCCCCCCCGCCUUCGCCCUCUUCUCCUCCCUCCGCCGCCCCCACGUCUUCGUCUGCAACACCCUCAUCCGCGCGGCCCUCCUCCUCCCCUCCUCCUCCUCCUCCUCCUCCCCUCCCCCCCUCCUCAUCUACUCCCACAUGCUCCACUCCUCCGUCCCCCCCAACAACUACACCUUCCCCUUGCUCCUCAAGUCCCUCUCCGAUCUCCGACAAGGCCGGAUGCUCCAUUCCCAGGCCCUAAGGACCGGCCUUUCCGCCGACGUCUACGUCCAAAACUCCCUGCUGAAUUUCUACUCAUCGUGCGUCGACAUGGCGACGUGCGAGCAGCUGUUCGACGAAAUGCCUGUGAAGGAAGUCAUCGCCUGGACUACGAUGAUCGCGGGGUACAGGAAUUGCGGCAGGCCUGACGAGGCCUUGAUCGCCUUCGAGCGGAUGCAGUUUGCUGGCGUGCAGCCGAACCGUGUCACCAUGGUCAAUGCUCUCACCGCGUGCGCCUCCCACGGCGCGCUUGAGAUGGGCGUGUGGAUUCAUGACUACGUGAGGAGGAGCGGGUGGGAACUGGACGUGAUCUUGGGGACUUCUUUGGUCGACAUGUAUGGCAAGUGUGGGAGGGUGGAUGCUGGUGUGAGCGUUUUCUCGAGCAUGGUGGAGAGGAAUGUGUACACCUGGAAUUCGCUUAUAGGAGGGCUUGCAUUGGCUGAGACUGGGGAGGAGGCAUUGAGAUGGUUCUUUAGGAUGGAACACGAGGGAGUGAAACCCGACGCAGUUACUCUAAUAGGAGUCUUGUGUGCUUGCAGCCAUGCGGGGUUGGUGGAGAUGGGCCGGCGAAUCUUUGAUUGGGUGGUGAGUGGAAGAUACGGGUUUUCUCCCGGAGUAAAGCACUAUGGAUGCAUGGUUGAUCUUUUGGGACGUGCGGGCUUUCUCGAUGCAGCAGUUGAAUUCAUAGAGAGGAUGCCUUUCAAGCCUAAUAUGGUUAUAUGGGGGUCGCUGCUGAGAGGUUGUAGAGCUCAUGGGGACUUGAGGUUGAGCGAGCUUGCAGUGAAGAAGCUUGUGGAGUUGGAGCCUACGAAUGUUGCGCACUAUGUCUUGCUGUCUAAUUUGUAUGCUGAGAUGGGGAGGUGGAGGGAUGCUGAGGAGGUGAGGAGGUUGAUGAAGGAGACGGGUCUGAGGAAGGAUGCUGGUUGGAGCUUUACGGAAGGCGGGGACCUUGUCGAAGAGUGUGUCGGAUAGUUUGCUUGCUCGAGUUAUGGUCAUGGUUGAUUAAAAAGGGCUAACUGCAAGAUGAGUUCUUUGUGAGCAGCCAGAAGUUUUGGCAAAUUUGAUCUUGGUUUUAUCCACAUCUCACAUGGAAUUUACUGACAUAGUCACAUCCAUAAAUCACUGAAAGGCCUCUCUUCAUUGGUUCUGCUCAGCUCACAGGACCUGAAGAAAUGCAACGGGCUACUGAUCAUCUCAGAGAAACUGAGGCCCUUGAGCAAGAAGACGAAAGGGUGUCGAGGUCUUAAGAGAGGCAUGAUGAGAUCUUUUUUGAGAUAAAAUCACACUAUCUAAGCCACAAAGAAAUGGAAGAAGCAUUGGCUGGUGCUCGCCAGGACACGGAUGAAGCCCUUGCAUUCUUGAUUAGCCUACGUCGCACGCAGUUGAAGAUUCUUAGUUUUUACCCUUAUGGUGUUUGUGAUGUGUUUACAACAACAGAUAAGUUUGAUUGAUGCUUUGAAAGUAGGAGGUGACUUUAUAUUGAUGUCCUCAGGAUCAUUGAGAGAAUACCUGUUCGUGCUGCAGUUGUAGAUCAUUGUUGAUCCAUCAAAGAGGGAGAAAAGGUUCAGGAGACUAAGACUUGCAGCCAGGAAUGACAGUAUAAUCCUCGCAUGAACACACCUGAGCAAAUGACAGGAUGAGCCAACAACAGAAGUCUUCAUUCGUCUCACCUCCAUGCCACUGAACCUUUUUCACCUAGAUUUCACCAUUGCAUCAAUCACCUUCUUGACCGCAGGUCUCUCGACAACCAGUCUCCCACCAUGCAUUCAGAUGUGGGCACGAUCUGAAGAGCAAUGGUGUCAUGAAGAAGUGAGUUAAGAUCAGCAAGAUUGAAGAAGUCUCCAGCCAAGUAUUUGGACUAAACAGCCGGGCCUCGUAUAUGUCAAGGACCUUCUCUGCUCCACCACGCUGUCGUCGAUGAUCUGCUGAAGAGGGAGCCCUCCAUGCAUGGGGAUAACAAUCAACUGGAGAACAAUAGUAGGGAUGGCUGGGUUGUAUUGAUGAGGCUCAACUUCCAACCAUUGAUCCACCAUUGCUGACUCCUGCAAAGCACCCUCCCUCAGGAGGUCAGGACCAGAGGACUUGUACUUGCGUGCCACAUAUGUUGCAAUUGCUCUUGAUUCUGGUAGAUUCAGAUUUUUAACUGGUUACAA
Phoenix dactylifera (date palm) is the source of this 2697-nucleotide messenger RNA. The record is from RefSeq and is a predicted model, not a curated record. Lineage: Eukaryota; Viridiplantae; Streptophyta; Magnoliopsida; Arecales; Arecaceae.